Molecule: messenger RNA, 1575 nt
Organism: Penicillium psychrosexuale
Lineage: Eukaryota; Fungi; Ascomycota; Eurotiomycetes; Eurotiales; Aspergillaceae
Product: scramblase family protein
Exons: 3
Coding region: 1-1575 (524 amino acids)
Biological process (GO): plasma membrane phospholipid scrambling
Cellular component (GO): plasma membrane
Molecular function (GO): phospholipid scramblase activity
Source: RefSeq, a predicted model, not a curated record
AUGUGGGGUUUAAGGCUCCGACUCCUGCCAAAACAGUGGACACCAGCUCGAACUCGAGCUCUUUCGAGCUUCAGAAGUCAUGGAUCUCCGCGUGGUCCUCGCAAUAGCAUAAGAAGACCGAAUCUCAUACAGACUUCGAGGAAAGCCGAACCCUCACAUAAGCAUGAACCUGCUACUUCUGAGUCCCAAAGUGACACAAGUCCCAAUUAUGACCCAUCGCAAAACACUCUACUUUCUCCCGUUUACGUGCCUGAAGAUCCCACGGGUGUACUUAAAGAAAACCACCCGGCAGUUUCCAUACUGGCGAACUCAGGAAUAGUCGUACAACGAGAAUUAGAGAUGAUGAAUGUUCUGAUUGGAUUUGAACAAGCGAAUAAAUAUGUCAUCAUGGAUGCGCAGGGAAAUCACAUUGGAUAUAUGGCAGAACAGGACAAGGGAUUGGUAAAUACACUGGCACGGCAAUGGUUCCGCACCCAUCGAAGUUUUGUGACACAUGUAUUUGACCGACAACAAAAUGAAGUUCUUCGAUUCAAUCGCCCGUUCUCUUGGAUCAACUCCUAUAUUCAUGUCUAUAACCCUCUUGAUCAAACGCCAAAUGCUUACUCGGAGUCCACCUCUCUUCAAGGCACAGCACCCGGUGCUCUCAUUCAACCUGGCAACUUAUCGAGUGCAAGGAUAUCCCCACUUGAUCUCGGUCAAAUGCGAGUUAUCGGCGAAGCCCAGCAGCAGUGGGCACCUUUACGGCGAAAGUACAAUCUUUUCACUCAUCAGCAGUCCCCAAACUCGGAAACAGACAUGGGAACCCGUAAUUUCUCGCUAUCUGAUUCUGGCUUAUCACGAGCACAGCAGAUGCAACUGAUGCAAACACCCGACCAACAGCAGGGUCAAUUCAACCAAUUUGCCUACGUUGAUGAGCCCUUUCUAUCAUGGGAUUUCUCCCUCAAAUCAGCAGAGGAUCAGUUAAUUGGAUCUGUCAAUCGGAAUUUUGCGGGCUUUGCUCGCGAAAUCUUUACAGAUACCGGUGUCUACGCAAUGCGAAUGGAUUCCGCAGCCCUCGGCACAGAAACCUCCCACAGCAAAAAAGCUUUGGGCAUGACCCUCGAUCAACGUGCUGUUAUGUUAGCUACAGCUGUAAGCAUUGAUUUCGAUUACUUCAGCCGCCACCAACGUGGCCUUGGUAUAUUUGACUUCCCGCCGUAUGGGUUCAAUAUGGGCGGCCAGGCUCCCGCUGAAGGUGCAGCUGCAGAAGGCGCUGCUGCCGGUGAAGCAGGGGCCGUUGGUGGAGUCGCCCCAGGGACUCUUGAGCGAGCCAGAACCGCCGGUGAUGUGCCGAAUGGUAUGGUUUCAGGUGCUACCACCGCAGGUGCAAUGGCUGGGUAUGAAGCGAUGCAGAGGGCCAACACAAGCGAUCCAAAUGCCUCAGCAUCAGAGCCGGUGGACCCGGCCUCACAAGGCUUCGAGGAUCAACCUCAAGAUCCUUGGGGUAAGGAUAGUCCUUGGGGUGAGGAUGAUACUUGGGGUGAUGAUGGUUUCUGGGGUGAUGAUGGUUCUUGGGGUGACGGAGGAGGUGAAUGA